Molecule: messenger RNA, 1485 nt
Organism: Conger conger (European conger)
Lineage: Eukaryota; Metazoa; Chordata; Actinopteri; Anguilliformes; Congridae
Product: cytochrome P450 2J2-like
Exons: 9
Coding region: 1-1485 (494 amino acids)
Biological process (GO): xenobiotic metabolic process
Cellular component (GO): cytoplasm; intracellular membrane-bounded organelle
Molecular function (GO): oxidoreductase activity, acting on paired donors, with incorporation or reduction of molecular oxygen, reduced flavin or flavoprotein as one donor, and incorporation of one atom of oxygen; heme binding; iron ion binding
Source: RefSeq, a predicted model, not a curated record
AUGAUUCUGCUGUACUUAUUAUUGGCAUGGUUUAAUAUCAGGGACUGCCUGCUAUUCCUCCUUGUGUUCCUACUUAUUUCUGAUAUCCUGAAGAAUAGAAAUCAACCAAAUUUUCCACCAGGACCCUGGCCAUUGCCAUUCUUGGGGAAUGUCCACAGUACUCUUGACUUUAGGACCAUUGCAAAGCUUGCUGGAGAGUAUGGCAAUGUCUUCAGUCUGAGGAAGGGCAGUGAGAAGAUUGUUUUUGUAUCAGGCUAUAAGAUGGUGAAGGAGGCUUUGGUUACACAGGGAGAAAACCUGGUUGACCGCCCACUACUUCCUCUUUUUCAUGAAAUCUUUAAAGGGCUUGGUAUAAUUCUAAGCAAUGGUCAGCUGUGGAAGAGCCAGAGGAAGUUUGCAAAUAUCCACUUGAAGUAUUUUGGAGAAGGCAAGAAAACCCUGAUGACGUACAUUCAACAGGAGUGCCAGUACAUCUGUCAGGCUAUGAAAGAGGAGCAGGGGAGACCAUUUGAUCCCCAGUUUACAAUGAGCAAUGCAGUUUCCAAUGUCAUCUCUUCUGUGGUGUUUGGACAUCGUUUUGACUACAGUGACACACGCUUUCAGACUGUCCUACGUUUGAAUGCAGAAGCCAUUUUUUUAUUUGGAAGUCUACACGCUCAGUUGUACGAUGUUCUUCCAGGACUUCUAAAGUACUUGCCAGGAUCCCACCAAACCAUUCUUUCAAACUAUGAUAAAAUCAUUGCUUUCAUAAACGAAGAAAUAGAGAAGCACAAGGAAGACUGGGAUCCCUCUGACCCCCGAGACUACAUUGACACCUAUUUGAGAGAAAUUAAGACGAAAAAAGAUGAUGUUGAAGCUGGCUUCAAUAUUGAGACCUUGACAUAUUGCAUUCUGGACAUGUUUGAGGCUGGGACAGACACAAGUGCGACUACCCUGCGCUGGGGUUUUGUCUUCAUGAUGAAGAACCCAGAGAUUCAGAGGAAGGUCCAGGAUGAAAUAGACAGUGUGAUUGGCCGGUCACGACAGCCUAUCAUGGCAGACAGAGCCAACAUGCCCUACACUGAUGCUGUUAUACAUGAGAUACAGAGGAUGGGCAACAUUGUGCCAAUGGGCUUCCCCAAAAUGACCAGUAAAGAUGCAAAGUUAGGAGAACAUUUUAUACCAAAGGGUACAACCGUGCUCAUUAGUCUCUCUUCAGUGCUGAAUGAUGAACAUGAGUGGGAGACACCAGACACCUUCAACCCUGAGCACUUUCUGGAUUCUCUGGGCCAGUUUCGGAGAAGGAAAGCUUUCCUUCCUUUUUCAGCAGGUAAGAGGGUGUGUCUGGGGGAGCAGUUGGCUGAAAUGGAGCUGUUCCUCUUCUUCACCUCUCUCCUCCAGAGGUUCACCUUCUCUCCUCCCCCUGGAGUGGAGCCCAGCCUGGAGGGUCAGCUUGGGAUCACUUACACUCCAGGAUCUUUCCAGAUGUGCGCCUUGGAUCGCUAA